UCUCGCAGCCUCUCCGUUUCUGCAGCCGGCCCAGGAUGCGUAGGCAGAGCUGGUGGAUUUUUAAAAGUAGGAUCUGCUGAAUCAGAGCCUGAGAGCUGUCCAGGGCUGUGUGUGGCCAUGUGCUGCAGAAGGGAGGCACCCCCUGGCCGCACACUCGCUGAUGGAGAAGGAGAUGCUGCUGUUCCACCUGGCACACUCUCCAGGAAACAACACUGACAUAACUUCAAGCCAGGAGACUUGGGGAAGGAAAGGUCUGAACACCGGUGGAAGAUGCUGAUGGACAAAAAUACAUCGUCGCUCUCCAACAUCUCCUCCACUGCCCUGUCCUGGGUAAGAGGAGAUGGCAACUGGACAGGGGCAGGAAUGGGUCCCCGGGAGGUGGCUGUUGGACUGAUACUAACCUUCAUAGACUUGAUCACUCUGUUUGGGAAUACAGUGGUUUUUAUCUGCCCUGUGGUGGAGAAGAGGCUGCGUACUGCAACUUACAUGUUUAUUAUGUCCUUAGCCAUGGCAGAUCUCCUCGUUGCUUGUCUGGUCAUGCCAUUUAGCAUAAUUUAUGAGGUGACAGGGAUGUGGCUAUUUGGGAAGCUGUUCUGUAAAGUGUGGAUUUCUUUUGAUGUCAUGUUCUGCACGGCGUCCAUUGUCACAUUGUGCUUUAUCAGUCUGGAUAGAUAUUGCUCCGUGGUGACCCCCUAUCAUUAUUCAAUGAGGAUGUCACGUCGAAGGUGCAUCGUAAUGACCUGUAUGGUCUGGGUAUACUCCUCCCUCAUUUCCUUCCUACCAGUCAUGCAAGGCUGGAAUGAGAUACCUGGUGUAGAUUUUGAUGCUGGCAAAGAGUGCAUCUUUGUCACCAACUGGACUUUUGCCAUCGUAGCUUCUGCCCUGGCAUUUUUUGUCCCCUUCAUGAUUAUGUGCAGCAUGUAUUUCUUCAUCUACCGAGCAUCACGACUCAAGGCCACUCGCAUCAUGUCUCAGUCCCUUGAAAUUCACUACCAUCCCAACAGCAAGAGGCAGAACAACCUGCAGCUGGAAAACAAAGCCACUCGGACAAUUAGCAUCAUCAUCUCAGUCUUCAUAUUGUGCUGGUUACCAUACUUUGUUCUGAAUAUAUGGCUAGCUGCCAAAGGUACCAAUUCCACCAGCCCAGUCCUGGUUGAUGCCUUCAAGAUCAUAACUUGGUUAGGUUAUUGCAAUUCUACUAUCAAUCCCAUGCUCUACGCCUUUCUGAAUCGGGACUUCCAACGGGCUCUGAAGAACCUGUUCACCUGCAGGCGCAGGUCUCAGGUGGGUAUUGGAGAAGAUAUGGUUUCAAUAGCCACCUUUUCCAAGACUGCUCAAGACCCAGAAUACAGCAUUAAAGUCCCAAUGCCUACUGGAGCGCUGAAGAGCAAGCACAAACAAUAAAGUUCUGGGUUACUUGUUGCAGGAUGUGACAGAUGCAGAGUGUAUGGGGACUGAUGUGUAUUUUUUUUGGGAGGGGGGGUGUCUAUUAAUUGAAUUUUUUUGGGAAGAGAUUGGGUGCAAGAUUACAAAUGCAUUUUUAUUUUGGCUGUAAUCUGUGUGAAAUGUGAGCAACAGGAUGAUGCCAUAUUGUCCUUUCAUCUUCCUUUGUGCUGUGAACAAAAUUAGUAGCACUUUCUGAAAGAACAGCAAGGGACCUUGAUCUUGCAGCUGAGUUGUCAUAACCAAUUUACUAGUUUUCCACUAAAAAAAAUUACACUAUAUAUAAAUAGCAGAAAAGUUUCCUGUGAAUGAUUCAGUCUUUAUGUUGAAAAAGUAGCCAUGAAAAAUGAAUUGUGCUCACUGAGCGCCUUUUAGCCUGGGUGUAAUCUACAACUGAGUAUAUGUGCACUCUCUCAGGGCAAUUCAAUACAGCCCUGGUCCUGCAAAAGCUUAUGUUACAAGCUCAACAUUACUUGCACAUUUUCAAUGGGACUACUUGUGAAUAAAGUUCAUCAUGCACAGAGGUGUUGGUAGGCUCUAGCCUAUGAAUGAAAGUCACUCAUGUGCAGAGAGACAGCACAAGACCCAGCCACCAGUGACCUCAGCGGUGCCUAGGUCUUGUGCUGGCUCUCUGCACCGUGGUAGAUCCCACGCCAAUUUUCUUCAGAAAUAAGUGUGUAGUUGCAAAGCUUAUAACUUUCCAAACUAAGUCUGAGAGAUUUAAAAUAAGUGAUUCAUCAACAGCAAGUGCAGACAGAUAGGAGAGGUGUUCAUUUACAUGAAUUGUGUCCCAGACCUUUGGAAGGCUGCCCAACCAAAUACGACUGUUGGCUGAAACAAGUAUGGAGACCUUUAUCAUUCUAUAGAACUUAUACAGCCCCUGUUGUCCAAGAUGUUAUAAGUGGUUUACAAUUGUCUAAAAAAGCUGCACAGGACACUGGAUUGGCAGGUAAGAGAUGUAAGAAUUACUUAUCCUACCACUAAAAUGCCAUAGAAACCUCUGGCAUGGAGUUCAGCAGUUGCUUAACAGUACAACAUUAACAGCUGUAGAAGGAAGUGGGGCGGGGGUGGUGGUGAGAGAUUCACCCAAGUUUUGAAUGUGACCAGACAUUGUACAAUAAAACCUCCCUGCUGAUGAGGUGAAACAUACUGGGGCUCAGGGGUGGCUGAGAGAAACUCUCCCUGUGCCCAGUCAGUCUGACUGUGAAGCUGGGAAACUCUCAAGGAAGGCAGCACAUGUGAUCCCUCCUGUUUUGACUCUGCUAUAGUCUGGCUCCAGAAUGCCCUGAAUCUGAUUGAAUUUUUCUGCACAGCAGCCUCCUCAAGGCAAUCUGGCUUCAUCAGUCAACCCGCCAUUCAGAACACUUCCACUGGCUGGAAGGCAUGAAGAAGGACCUUUUAUGGUAUUCUACACUGCAACUAAACACCCACAGCUGGCUUUGUCAGCUGACUCAGGCUCCCGGGGCUUAGACAACGGGGCUGUUUAACUGUGGGGUAGAUGCUCUGGCUGGAGCCUAGGCUCUGAGACCCUCCCUGGGCUCCAGCCCAAGCCUGAAUGUCUAUACCACAAUUUUACAGCCCUGCAGCCCCAGCCCAAGGAGACAGAGUCAGUUGGCGUGGGCCAGCUGCAAACGUUUAAUUGCAGGGAAGACAUAUCCUUGGAGCCUUCUGUUACCAUGACAUAAAAUUUCACUUCAGUCAGAUGCUGGAGUCAAUUGGAUUCAGUGACAGACCUUUGACACUUCUCUGGUCUAUAGUACACCAACCUGACUCACUCAUAGAUCAUAGAGGUACAUUUUGUGGAAGAGGGAGGGGGUUAGAGAGACGGAAAAAGUCCUCAUCAAGGACUACAACUUCAAGAUAUCAGACAAACUUGUGAGUUCCCUUUAUAUUUAUGACAAGAACAAAAGCAUCAACACACAAAAUUUUUUUACCUAGGGAGGUGGUAGAAUCUCCUUCCUUAGAGGUUUUUAAGGUCAGGCUUGACAAAGCCCUGGCUGGGAUGAUUUAACUGGGAAUUGGUCCUGCUUUGAGCAGGGGGUUGGACUAGAUGACCUUCUGGGGUCCCUUCCAACCCUGAUAUUCUAUGAUUCUAUGAUUUUUAGUAUUAAAAUUAUUUUCUUCAAACUUCCCCAAUACACUCAUCUCUAGACUAAGACCAGUCUUCAGAAAUUUCAGGACAAAGGUUAAUUCUCCUAAGAGAAAGUCUCAGUAUCUGUCUCCUUUUGGUGUGGCCCCUUCAUCAACCAGCAUUUUAGCACAGCUGAAAGUCCCACCUCAGUCUUGUAAGUUAGUAAGAAUCAAACUUGUCACAGUGCAAAUAAUAAAACUGAACUUGACGCAAAAGUAAAAUAAGUUGGAGAACUGGCUUUUCUAUCCCCUUCAGCCCAUGUAAACCUGCCAUCUGGGUUGCUUAUUGUGUAUAGUUUUUGUUUUUAAAGAAAAGCAACUAUAAAGCUUU
Molecule: messenger RNA, 3904 nt
Organism: Caretta caretta (loggerhead turtle)
Lineage: Eukaryota; Metazoa; Chordata; Testudines; Cheloniidae
Product: histamine H2 receptor-like
Biological process (GO): G protein-coupled dopamine receptor signaling pathway; adenylate cyclase-activating adrenergic receptor signaling pathway; positive regulation of MAPK cascade
Cellular component (GO): plasma membrane
Molecular function (GO): dopamine neurotransmitter receptor activity, coupled via Gs; G protein-coupled receptor activity
Source: RefSeq, a predicted model, not a curated record